This is a messenger RNA of Serinus canaria (Common canary), 7043 nucleotides long. RefSeq names its product mucin-4-like. The record is from RefSeq and is a predicted model, not a curated record. Gene Ontology annotation, biological process: cell-matrix adhesion. The transcript has 12 exons. Lineage: Eukaryota; Metazoa; Chordata; Aves; Passeriformes; Fringillidae. Bases 117 to 6386 code for a protein of 2089 amino acids.
GCAGGAGCACCUGUGGGACUCCAGCUCUGCAGGAGAGGCAGGGAGGGACGGAGGGAGCUGCUCCUUGCUGCUCUCUCCUCCCUUUGAGCUUCCUGGUGCUCUGCCUGUGUGGAGGCAUGGGGACCAGGGGAUGGACGCUCUCCACCUUGCUGGGAUGCUGCGCAUGGAUUCUGCACGGGCUUGGGGCUGUUACUGCUGUCCCUGUCACCACCGAUGGGUCCUUUACUGUGGGGACAGCUUUCCCCAUGACAACAGAGGACAAGUGGCUCCACACUACAGAAAUGAGCACUACAGCAGCUGAUGCUGAGACCUCCCCUCCGUGGACUGAGAUGGACCCAGGGAUGGCGACGAGCGAAUAUGGCCCUUCAGUGCCAUCUUUGGGGAACGAGACCAAGGCUCUGAACACGACUCAGAGUACUGAGGGAAAUUCAGCUGCUCCCAAUACGGCCACGACUGCUGCUGCCAUCACCGCACAGCACCCCACUGUCACCCCAGAAGCAGUGCAAGAUGAACCAGAGGUCUCUCCUUAUGUCCCUCUAGGGACCACCCCUGUCCUUGAGGAUGUGAAGGAGGACAUCACUACAGACCUCAGUACUGGCACUGCAUCCCUCCACACCACCCCUCCACUGGCAGUCACCUGGGUGCCACAGCCAACUGCUGGAGUCACUGUGCCACUGAGCCAAGGGUUGACCACAGCCAAGGGAGCAGUCGAGGAAGGUGUGAUCCUGCCUGAAGAUAUUCAAAGUGAAGCCAGUGCCAACUCCUCGGGGGCCAGUCCUGAUGCUGGGGAGCUGCUUCCAACCCAGCAGGAUGGAGUAGUGGGCGGGGUUGAGGGCAUUAACCCAGAGCCAGCAGGAGAAAUGGCCCCAGCUGGUGAGGAAAGUCCAUUGGCUUCAGAAUCUGGAGAUCCAGGAGAUGCAAUAAAUGGUGAACUCAGCACAGCCAACUCAUCCCACAUACCUCCAGAGAGCCCAGUGAUGUCAGGAGCAGUGGAAAACCCUGGGAAGUCCUCCCUCCUCCCCAGUCAGGCAGUGAGCCCAGACACUUCGCUGACACCAUCCAAUGGUGGGGAUGGGGAUGGGCAGGGAGUUCCCGGGAUCUCAUCAGACGCUUCUGGUACAGCCUUGCCGCCCGCAGCCAGCAGGGCACGAGUGGCGCCUGAGGAAACAGAGGACACUGCCACCUCACUGCCAGCACCAGGGGCUCCCAUUGAGGCACAGAGUGACACAAAUCUCCCAGUCUCAGCCACUGCGCUGCCCACAGAGGAUGUGGGAGCUGUGGAUCUGGCCAGUCCAUCCCUCCAGCCUGCCCCAUGGCCAACCCCCACUGGAGAAAAUCCACUGCUGCUUCCUGAUGGUCUGACAUCCUCCACAGACACCCCCAGUGCUCCUGGGGAUGCUUACCCAGCCCCAGAGGCUGGAGCCAGAACCCUGCCUGAAGCUGAAGGUGCAGCACAGACACCAGCAAGUCCUGACCUCGCUGCUGGCCCAGAAGCAGCUGUGUCUCCAUCUCUUGGAGAGUCAGAGCCAGCUGGAGCUCCCCAGGAAGCCGAUGGACUUGGCACUGGCUUGAGUUCAGAUUCAGAUGCCCCCAGCCCAGCAUCUUUUGUACCCAACGGGCUGGCAUGGGCCACUGCUGGGAUCCAAGGCCAGGGAGCUGAGGGGACAGGGGACAUGACACAGGCAGAAGGUUCAGGGGAUGCCAGCCCCUAUGAAGAUACUCAGAGUGACAUGAGUCCUCCAGCCCUUCAGCCCUCAGGAUCUCCGGCUGAAAAUGGAGAGCUGCUGAUGGGAGGAACAGAAGACUUGGCAAAUGCUGAACUUUCCCCUCCAUCAGCACUUGGGGAUGGAACAGGAACAGGAACAGGAGGAGCCCCAGCACUGGGACAAGUGUCCUCACCUGGUCCUGCACCUCCCGGCAAUGCUGGAAUGGAGUCUGAUCUCUCGGGGCCUGAAGGACCAGGGGACCUGCCCAGUGAAUCUGCCAGUGCUCCUGGGGCUGUUUCCCGAGCCCUGGGGUCUGUUGCUGGCCCCGUGUCUGAGGCAGAGACACCAGUGAGCCCUGACCUCAGUGCUUCCCAGGGAGCACCUGGGUCCCCAUCCUUUGGUGGGUCACAGCCAUGGGGAACAGCAGCUGGUGCUCCUGUGGGAGCAGGACUCCCUGGGGCCAAAGGGCCAGACACUGACUCAACUUUGGCAUGGGAUACCCCCAGCUCAGCAGUUCAUGAACCAGUAGGACCCCCCUCACCUGGCCUUGGGGACCAGCUUGGCACAAAUGUGGGGCUGCCAGCAGCAGAAGGGCAAGGAGCCAGCAUGGCAGAGCCAGCACUGGAAGGAGCAGGCAGUGGGAUUGAGUCUGAGCCAUCCCUGAGCUCCAGUGCAUGGAGUGGAACAGCAGCUGGGAUGGAUCAACUGCCCAGUGCUGGUUCCCUAUCUGGUAUUACCUCCCCCAGUGAUGUAGCAGCAGGACCUUCUGUGUCAAGGGGUGAUGAAGCAGAACCCAUCUCAUCUGCAGGUCCUGGCUCUGACAGUCAGUCUCUGGUCUCUCCAGAAGGUGAAACUGGCCCAGGACUUGGUCUGGUGCAGGGGGCUGAGAGUGCAGGGGAUGUGGUUCAGGCAGAAAACCCAGAGAGUGAAAAUCCCAACAUGGAGACAAGUCCUUCAGCUUUCAGCCCACAGCAGGACCUCACUAACACUGGAGAGCUGCCAGCAGAAGAAACAGGGGAUGUUGUGCAUGCUGAACUUUCCCCUCCAUCAGCACUUGGGGAUGGAACAGGAACAGGAACAGGAGGAGCCCCAGCACUGGGACAAGUGUCCUCACCUGGUCCUGUACCUCCCAGCAAUGCUGGAAUGGAGUCUGAUCUCUCGGGGCCUGAAGGACCAGGGGACCUGCCCAGUGAAUCUGCCAGUGCUCCUGGGGCUGUUUCCCGAGCCCUGGGGUCUGUUGCUGGCCCCGUGUCUGAGGUAGAGACACCAGUGAGCCCUGACCUCAGUGCUUCCCAGGGAGCACCUGGGUCCCCAUCCUUUGGUGGGUCACAGCCAUGGGGAACAGCAGCUGGUGCUCCUGUGGGAGCAGGACUCCCUGGGGCCAAAGGGCCAGACACCGACUCGACUUUGGCAUGGGAUACCCCCAGCUCAGCAGUUCAUGAACCAGUAGGACCCCCCUCACCUGGCCUUGGGGACCAGCUUGGCACAAAUGUGGGGCUGCCAGCAGCAGAAGGGCAAGGAGCCAGCAUGGCAGAGCCAGCACUGGAAGGAGCAGGCAGUGGGAUUGAGUCUGAGCCAUCCCUGAGCUCCAGUGCACGGAGUGGAACAGCAGCUGGGAUGCAUCAACUGCCCAGUGCUGGUUCCCUAUCUGGUAUUACCUCCCCCAGUGAUGUAGCAGCAGGACCUUCUGUGUCAAGGGGUGAUGAAGCAGAACCCAUCUCAUCUGCAGGUCCUGGCUCUGACAGUCAGUCUCUGGUCUCUCCAGAAGGUGAAACUGGCCCGGGACUUGGUCUGGUGCAGGGGGCUGAGAGUGCAGGGGAUGUGACACAGGCAGGAAACCCAGAGAGUGAAAGUUCCAACAUGGAGACAAGUCCUUCAGCUUUCAGUCCUGAGCAGGGUGAACUGCCUGGUGCAGGUUCCUCAUCUGGUUCAGCCUCUCCCAGUGGUGAUGUGGCAGCAUCCUUGGUUUCAGAUCCAUCCAGCCUGGGUGCACUUGAAGACACAGAUGGUGCUGCUGAAGGUCUCCAGCCUGCCCUGGGUGCUGGCACUGGGGUCCUUCCUGCUGCAGGAGCAGGGGCAAGUGAAGGGCCUGGUGAUGUAGGGUCCACAGGGCAGUCCCAGGCUCCUCCUGGAAUGGGACCAGCGGGUUCAGAAAGCCUUGAUGGAGAAACGGGAGGUGCAUUGCAGUCCGCAUCUUCUUUCUUGUCUACAGAGGGGUCUUCAUCACCUGGGAGGAUGGGCGAGGCUGCUGGUGAAAAAGGCCUUCCUGGAGCUGCUGCAGCUGUUGCUGGCUUUAACACAGGCUUGGAGGCUGCUGGCCCUCAAGAAGACUCUGUGUCUGCCCCUGGCAGCCAAAGUGGUGCCAAUACCAAACUUUCCAAUGGAAAACUGAGCGAAGUCAAUGUGGUGGAAGUGCCUGGAGGAGCCUCGGUGAAUGGGGGACCUUUCCCUGGUCCCAGCCUGGUCCCAUUGGCUCCAGACAACAGUGGUGUUUCCAAUGCCAUGACCACCUCGGUGGCUGGCUCUCUGCUUCUCCCUGGACAAGGGCUGAGCUCAGGGCUGGCACCCAGUGGGGACCCCAACUCUGCACCAAGCACCCAGAGUGGGAGCAGCCCCCUGCUGCCAGGCUCACCAGGGGGGCUGCCAGAAGAAGCUGGAGGUGCUCAGUCGUGGUCUCUUGAAGACGAGGUGGCCUCAGGCAUGCCGGCACCUUUGGGAGAAGCGCCUCCUCACGCUCCCAUAUCCCCCAACGCUGCCCCGGUACCGCCUUCUGCUCUGGAAAGAGGAAAUUCUGCAGAGGGGGUGUCUGCCAGCCCUGGGCUUUCAGCACCUGAGUCGAUAGUGGGGUUCUCUGCAGGGGGAAAGGGACAGCUGGGGGCUGCUGUGCCAGGGGGACCUGCCUUGCUCCUGCCUUCCCAGCAGCCGGGAAGCCCCGGAGCCCCCUCUGGGGAUGCCGACAGCCCUGCUCCUGGAGAAGGGAGUGCUCUGCUCCACGGAACCAUGCCAGGGCAGGGAGACGUAACUCAUCUCCUUCCCGGGGCACAUAUGGAGACUCACUCCCCACCUGGGGGGAGCCCAGGGCUCCCUGGCCUUCCUCCCUCUGGGAUCACUGCUGGCAGUCCCGGAGCAAAAACCCUGGGGCCAGGACCGGCCGGUGAUUCAUCACCCGCUGCCCUGCAGCCACCCCUGGGCAGGGAGCUGACCACCAGCCAUGCAAACAGAUCCGCUGCCAUCUCUGGGUCAAGCUUUUCUGGAGCCUUCCCAGGCCCGGGGGGAUCCCAGGGCGGGUCCCCAGACACAGCACGCCCAGCCACCUCCGGCAGCCCGGCCCUCGCCGGCCCAGCCCCACCAGCCCCGCUGCCCAGAGGCAGGGAGGUGCUUCCCGGGCCAGGAACAGGCGCUGUCACCUCCCGUGCAUCGUCCUCCGUGGUUCCAGCUCCACCAGGAGUGCCAGCAGCUGCCCCAGCCCUGCUGCCCAGUCCUGCAGUUCCAGCUGUGCCCCUCUAUGGGUAUGGAGCAAGGGAAAAUGAUCAGGAGUACGUGGAAAGAAGAGUAGAUUUUAAUUCUCCACUUUUCAAGCCCGAGACUGGAUUUCCAUUUGGGAAAACCCUGCACAGUUCUCUCUACUUCACAGACAAUGGACAGAUCAUUUUCCCAGCCUCAGACAACAACAUCCUCACGUACCCCAACCCUCCUCCCAGUGGCUUCGAUGGCCAUGAAGAGGUCCCCAUGAUCGCUGUAUUUUGGGACAACGCUGACUUCUCCAGAGGUGUUGGCACCACCUUUUACCAGGAGUUCUCCACCCUCAACACGGCCAAGCCGCCGUUUGUCCGUGAUGUGGAAGCGAAGGUCCGGCGAUACCUGAGGUCCUCCUACUCUGCAGCCUGGACCCUGAAAAUCACCUGGGAGAAGGCACCUGUCCACACAGCACGGACUGACACCCGGAAGACUAUCACGUACCAGGCUGUCCUGACCACUGAUGGCUUCAGGUCCUACAUCCUGAUGCUGUACCAGGACGGAGGCAUGCAGUGGGAUUACACCAGGCUCACUUCCACCAAUGUGCUCAUCGGCUACACCAGUGGGGAUGGCUUUUACUACAAUGAUGACCUGACUAAGAGACCUCCAGCUGCUAAAUAUCGCCCUGACCAGUUCAGGGGCUACAACACAGACCUCCGUGGGUUGUGGAUUUACAAGCUGGAAAGCCGCGUGGGCAUCAACUACCGUCUGAAGUGCCUGGCGUGGACGGGGCAGCAGCAGGAGCCCCAGGCAUGGAGCCAGGGCCUGCCCACCUGCCCCUGCUCCCUGCAGCAAGGGCAGCAGGACCCACGCUUCAAGAGCAGCCGUGGAGGCAAGUGGGGUGCCCGUGUCUCCAUGCUGCACUCAGCCUCCCCCAACCAGCACGGCGCCGGCGUGCGCUGCCUGUACGACAGCCAGAGCCAGCUCAUCGAGGGGCGGCAGGAGAGGUACUGGAGGAGCUCCAGGCAGGCGUCACCCUACCGUGACCAGGAGCUGAAGCUGUAUGACUGGUGCUGUAAUCGGGCGGGCAGUGCCCACCUCUGCGCCCGCUACAGUGAGAAGAGGCCGAAGAUUGGCUGUGAUGGAUACCAGUCACCCAGCACAGGUUCCUCGGAGGAGGCAGAGAAUGACUCAGAUGAGCAAAUAGAUGAAGAGGACAAGUAACUGCAGCACGUUCUGGGCCAUGGCUGAUCCUCAAGCCCUUUGAUCUGCUCUUCCCCCGUGUCCCCCCACAGAACCCAUCACCCCUGCCCACCAUGCAGGGCAGCUCACUUGGCCAGUGCCUGCAGUUGCCUGCCCUAGCACCAGUUCACAUUUCUAACCCAGACUUGUCCCAAGGAUUCAGUUGCUUUAGUUGUCCUUUCCCAGAUGCAGCUGGGGGGCAGAACUGGUGAGGAGGUGGGCAGGUACCCGCCACUGCACACACCACCCUUGUCCUUCCCACAUCCCACUGUGCUCCCAUGCUGCAGGGCAAGGCUGGAUCCCUGGGAAAGGGUUAAACACCACACAUGGGUUGACUGUGGCCAAGCCCUUAAAUACCAGGGUGCACCAGGCUUGUGCUGUGAGCUUGUCCUGUCUUGUCCCCUACUUCUGUUUCCCAGCCAUCCCUCUCUGAGUGGUCCCUGGGCCCUGUGCUCAGGAGAAGGGACAACUCUCCAGAUCAAGCCAGAAUCAGAUCAAUACGUCUGCUGGGUGUGUGAGGGCAAAAUGCAACCCCAUGAUCAGAAAUGUUGGCAGAAAAAUAAUUUUUGUGUGUAAGAGAGCAUCUUCCUUUCUUAAAAAAAAAUUAAAUCAUUGUCAAAUCUUGUUUGUUCAAUAAGA